UUGGGAACGCGCACGUUCCGCAGCGUGUGCUACGUGCGCGUCGGCCGGCUGUAAACAGGCAGGCGGCACGCCGACGUCGGCAGGCGGAGGAGGGAGGUCGCUCUGUGAGGAGACGGAGGCUGGCUUUGCUACGGGACGGGGAGCAGCAGAUGUGUUGUCAGGGACACUUGCCUUACUGUCCUGCAGUCCAGGACGGACCUGGCCAUCCGUCAUUUGUUAGGUUUAACUUUAAACACUAUCUCUUAUAAUUCUUAAUUUCCGAAGGAUUUGGUUUAUCCUGUCUCUCAGGGCUUGAGAGAAACAAAUUGGUAUUUGCACUGGCUGAAAGCUGCCUAUUUUCCACCUUGAAAACUUGUGAAGAAAAGACUGAUGGACUGAGAUUUGCAGAAACCACCCAUACAGCAGUGUGUUCAGAAAGCUAAUCACAGCAAACAGGAUAGCAUGUGCACAAUCUCCCCAUGCUGUCACUGAACACCUGACCGAAGAUUCCUCAUUUUUGAAGUCUUAAGUGCAGAUGCUUUAGUCAGCUAGUCCAUAUCACCCGCUUGACAAAUCAAAGUCCAAAUUAUCACCCGGACAGCCAUGGCCUCUGUGAUCCAGUCUGACCCUGAAAUCCCAGACAAUUUCAAAGAGAGCUGGUUGGUCCUACUUUCUGCUGCGGAGGCCUACUGCCAGAAGUCGGGAUGUGAUCUAGCCAUCAUCACUGCUAACAAGAGGUUCCGGCCCUCCGUUCCGGAUGGAGACAGUGGCCGGGGGUGGGAGGGUAGCCGCAAGUGGGAAUACUCCUACCACGCUUGGGGCCAGGGGAUGCUUGCAGAUGCCACACGCCGCUACAUGGAUGACAUCGCUGUACUGCACUCAGCCUCGGUGCUGACAGCACAGAGGCAGGCGCGCAGCGGUGUGGGCGAGGCCAGUGGGGCCCACCUGGGGGCAGACGUACCAUGUGAGCCUGGCGGCCGGGUGAGCCUGAUGGGUGACAGUGGAGCCGGGUCAGUCAGCCCCAGCACGCAGCUCUAUUCGCAGAGCUACCCGUCAAUCUACAGCUCGGCUCCUCCUAUUGGCCAGCUGGGGGUACAGAAUGCGAAUGGGGAGAGGGACCGGGAGAGGGUUGCCAUUAAAGAGGUGGAUACCAUCAGAGAGAGGCCAGAGGGAGGCGAGGAGGAGGAGGAGGAGGAAGAAGAGGAGGAAGAGGAGGAGGAGGAAGACAUGGAGAGCCGGAGGGCGAAUCUGAAUGAGACAGCAGGGGUCUUUUCCAUGGAUGAGGAUUCCCUGUCACGUGACUGUGAGCCGUUCUUUGAGUCAGACGGGGAGGAGGAGAGCACUGAUGGCUCCCUGAGCGAGGAUGCCCCACCCCCCUCUCGCAGCAUGGCAGUGGGACACCUCCCCACCCGUGGACACCCUCCCUCCAUUGCACGCUCUCUGCCUGUGUCCGUGCCCGUCUGGGGCUACCGGUGCAGCCGUACGGCGCAGGGGGACAGCCACAGCGGGGAGCGGCCCGGCUGUCCAGAUCUGGACCACAUCGCUGCCAGCAUGCAGGCUCUCCUGGCUCCGAGUGCCACUGACGGCACAGAGAUGUUUGGAGGGCUACCUCGGCCCCGCCUCAACACCGGCGACUUCAGCCUGAAGCACUGAUGAGCACACAGACACACCGACUGAUUCACGUGGGCACCAACUGACAGCAGGGUACACCGACUGACACACUGACGGCGAACAUGCAGACUGACACACAUGGGUGCCGACGACUUACAGCGGAGACACAGACUGACUGCAGAGAUGAGACUGACGGACAUAGAUGCCAACUGCCAGCGGAAACACAGACUGACACACCCAGGCGCUGAUUGACAGUGGAAACACAGAUUGAUGCAUGCGUGUGCCGAAUGACAGCAGAAAUGAGACUGAUGUACCUGGGUGCCAACUGACAGGUGAAACGUAGACUGCUGCAUGUGGGUGCUGACUGAUAGUGGAGGCGCAGACUGACACACUGUGAACGUGCAGACUAAUGCACAUGAGCCUCGACUGAUGGCAGAGACGCAGACUGCAGCAUGUGGGUGCCGACAGACAGCGGAGACUGACACACUAACUGCGAACAUAGAGACUGAUUUGCGCAGGUGCCAACUGAUGGCGGCGGCACAGACUGACAUGCAGACGCAUUGCAUGCAGACAUCAAGGGUGAGACAGACUGACGCACGCAGGCAACGAUUGACAGAGGAGAUGCCGACUGACACAUUGACGAUGAAUGUGCAGACUGACACAUGGGUGCCAGCUGACGGAGACGUAGACUGACGUACAUGGGCACCGACUGACAAUGGAGAUGUAGACUGACGGCAGAGACUUAGACAGACACAUUACACUGCGUACAUUGAGUCGUAUCUCCUACGUACCACGCACUAACGCUUAUGAGCAGCUGACCGCAUGUUGUUUUCGGCUGCUGGCUCAAACUGGAUCGACUGGCUCGCCGAGGUGUGCAGAUGGGAGGGGGAAACACUCCUCAUAAGCAUGGACACCGUCGGGAAGACAGAGACCAUCUGCAUGGAGCAACUCAUGGGUUCAACACUAAGCCGUCCGUGGCUCUCUGCUCUGCUCUCUCAGCAUUGUGCAGUGUAUAAAUGAAAAUGUUUUAAAUAAAGACACAAACCCCAAACCUUA
Messenger RNA from Paramormyrops kingsleyae, 2646 nucleotides. It is a transcript of the gene akt1s1, whose product is annotated as AKT1 substrate 1 (proline-rich). Lineage: Eukaryota; Metazoa; Chordata; Actinopteri; Osteoglossiformes; Mormyridae. The record is from RefSeq and is a predicted model, not a curated record. Gene Ontology annotation, cellular component: cytoplasm. Gene Ontology annotation, biological process: negative regulation of TOR signaling; neurotrophin TRK receptor signaling pathway; negative regulation of protein kinase activity.